UACACUCCACAUUACUCAGUUACCUUCCAGUCAACCGUAGAUAGACAAUAAAAUUAUGUUGUCCGUCGCGUUUCUUCUGUUUUGUGUAAUUUCGAAAAUUGGCGCUCUGCCACAAACAAUUACCAGUGAUUACUUCGAAUUGUCGGUGGUUCAUUUUAACGAUUUCCAUGCCAGAUUUGAGCAAACCAGUCCAGAUGGUAACUCCUGUAAAAAUGAAACAGAAUGUAUUGGAGGAUUUUCUAGACUUUAUAGUAAAAUAAACAGCUUAUUGGAAGAAAAACCGAAGUCAGUGUUACUAAACGCCGGAGAUAAUUAUCAAGGAACUCUUUAUUAUACAGUUGGACAUUGGAAUAUUACUCAGGAGUUUAUGAACAAACUACCUAUAGAUGCUGAGGUACUUGGCAACCACGAAUUUGAUGAUGGAGUAGCCGGCAUAGUCCCAUAUAUUAAAUCUAUCCAGCAUCCAAUUAUCGUAUCAAAUAUUGACGACAGCUUGGAGCCCAGCAUGCAAGGAAUAUACCAAAAGAGUACCAUUAUCGAAAGAAAUGGCAAAAAGAUCGGUAUUAUCGGAGUAAUAACUUCAGAAUGUGCCAAAUUAUCUAGCACUGGAGACUUAAAGUUUUUCGACGAAUCUACCAGCGUUAACGCUGAAGCUGAGCGACUGGUUAAAGAAGAAAACGUUUUUACAAUUAUAGUUCUAUCACAUUCUGGAUAUGAAGUAGAUCAAGAGAUUGCCCAAAACGCUCAUGAGAAGAUCAGCCUUAUUGUUGGUGGGCACUCACAUACUUUCUUAUGGACGGGAGAUAAUCCUCCUGGCCCAGACCCCGUUGGUGGACCCUAUCCAACCAUAGUAAAAAGUAACCAAGGACAUAAUGUGCUAGUAACACAAGCGUCGGCUUAUUGCAAAUAUGUAGGUAACAUAACGGUAUAUUUAGAUCAUAAUGGAGAAAUUGCAGACUACACUGGAGCCCCGAUAUUCUUAGCUAAUAAUUUACCUCAAGAUCCUCAAAUCAACAAGGACUUACAACCUUGGAAAGAAGAAGUCGACAAGCAAGGAAAUAAAGUUUUGGGAUCGACUCUGGUUGACUUAUCUUUUGAAGGAUGUUAUACCCACGAAUGUACUUUGGGAAACUUUAUUGCUGAUGCAAGUGUUUUCGCUUUUACAAAAUCGCCACCAGAAGGAGCAUGGACAGAAGCUUCUAUUGGACUUGCAAAUGCUGGAGGUCUUAGGACUACUAUUAGAACAGGAAAUAUAACUUACGCCGAUAUAAAAACAUCUCAACCAUUUAGCAAUACCAUCGAUUUUGGUCAACUUUAUGGAAAAUAUUUAAAAGAAACAUUUGAACGUUGUACGUUAGAAUAUCAUGCAGGUCGAACAGAAGCCAGUACAACUCUGCUUCAAGUAUCAGGUAUAAUAGUAGAAUACGACUUCGCAAAACCAGAAGGUGAAAGGGUCAUUUCCCUAAAGGCGAGAUGUCACAAUUGUACUGUUCCUGUAUACGAAGACGUUGAGAUGGACAAACUGUACAACUUGGCUAUGAACUCAUAUAUGGCUGAAGGUGGUGAUGGUUUCGACAUCAUAGGAAAAAAUUUGAUUAAUAAAAAGAAAGGACUAGUAGAUGUAGAUGUUUUUGUAGACUACAUUGCUCAUAGAUCACCAAUUUUCGAAGAAGAAGGGGGCAGAAUUAUUUUACAUAAUGCCGAAAAUUCAUACGUUAUUCGGAGAUAAUUUUGUUGUUUGAAAAAUUGUAGUUUAAAAAUGAUAAAUAAAUAAAUGACAUGCUGCCAAAAAAUAGCCUUAGAACAACAAUUAUUAAGUUAAUAGAUAAUAUAUAAUAUAUUUUUUAAAUAGA
Molecule: messenger RNA, 1853 nt
Organism: Diabrotica virgifera virgifera (western corn rootworm)
Lineage: Eukaryota; Metazoa; Arthropoda; Insecta; Coleoptera; Chrysomelidae
Product: apyrase
Exons: 9
Coding region: 56-1729 (557 amino acids)
Biological process (GO): AMP catabolic process
Cellular component (GO): plasma membrane
Molecular function (GO): 5'-nucleotidase activity
Source: RefSeq, a predicted model, not a curated record